CGGCCCCGUGUGUCCACACGCGCACACGUACACGAACGCGCACACGCACCGUUCUACACACGCGCCGAGAGAACUCUUCUCGUAUCAGCUGCGUUCGGCACGGAAAUACGGAAUCUACGGUAUCCUUAUGACCGUAUUCGGUAUUCCGUGCGCCGUUACCGUUACCGGCGGCACUUGUUUCUUAUCAAACUUUUUUUGCAAAAACAAAACCCAACGUGCCGGGCCUGAGUGUCUAGACAGUAGACAGUAAUGCGGUUGUAGUGUUGUACUGUUCUUCACUCUUCUAUAUUACAAGCGCCUUCUAUAUAGUAGUGACUCAAGUAGAGAGAUUAUUCUUUCGACUCUGGUGCGGCGACAACGACAAAUAAAAAAACGCCCAACACGCAUCGUUGACGAUCAUUCUGUUCGCGUUUUGACUUUGUUAAUUUUUCCUCUUAUUAUUAUAUAUUUUUAUUUUUUACGUGCACUUCGUUUUGUUACUGUUACUGUCGUUUCCUGUAUCGAAGCUUCUUAUUAAUUUUUCAUUUGAAUAGUUAGGGUGAACAGUGGCCACCAGUAAACUCUUAUUUUAUUUGCUUGUUAUUAUUUAUUAACAGAUGUCUAUUGUUAACUGGAAACGUUGUAGGCUUAACUAUACAAGUGUCUUUGAUAUGUGUUUUAGUUAGGGAGCUACUUUUUUCCACUUACAUAUUUCAUAAGUGGGUAUGUUCAUCCACAUUGUGUUAUUUGAUUUAUUUUUGAAUUGUUUGGAUAUUAUCUCUUAGUCUUGAGAUUUGUUAUUACAAUGAACUCCACAGAUGAUGAAUAUUGGAAUGAAAAAAGUUUUGAAGGAUUUAGCUUUGAAGAUGAGGAAAAGGAAUUAAAUUUAGUCCAGAAAAUACGACCCGAAAGUGAAGGUUUACAAAUUGGAUCAACAAAAGCUAAAUUAGAAAAUGUUGAAUCAUUGGAUACACUACUCUCAAAAGAAAUUUUAGAUAAAAUAUUUAUAAAGCAAGAUUCAAAGUCAAAUAAAAUAAAUUCAACUCAAAAAAAACUGAAUUGCAUUAAAUCUACAAUAGAAAGUAUUGUGAGGUCUCAAACAUAUACCUUAGAACCAUAUCACAGCUUAGUAGAAAAAACAAUGUUGUUAAAAGAAGCUUUGGAUACGGAAGAUGGAAAUGCAAUUCUAACUGUUGUUAUAUUUUUAACUAACACUUUGAAGAAAGGUAUUUUCCAGCGUAUAUUACGCGAUAAUCCUAUUGCCGCUUCUCAUUAUGUUCAAUAUCUGUAUUCCAAACAAUAUAUUGAUGAAUUAGUUGACACUUUAGAAAUGUUGGGACGAACAAAAGAUGCAAUGAUGAUGCUAUUCAAAUUUGGAUGUCGAAAUCCACACAACUGUUUGCAGAGAUUCAAUGUAUGUGCUAAUCUAUCAGACGAACAAUAUGAUAAGCAAAUUAUAUCACAACUUAUUCAUUUAGUUGGAAAGAGUGGACAGUUUGUGUCAGUUGUUUCGUUAGUAACUGACAAAUGUAAGGAGCAACAAAAUGUUCAAUCUUGUCGUGUGUUGGCUAACGAAUUUAAUCUGAGUGCUAAACAGUUGGAAGCUACAUUAUUGAUGACAUUUUGUCAACUACAAAAUUGGAUUCUUGUGGAUGACAUGUUGUUAAACAAAAAUUGGCUUGGAAAGGAUAAAUUGGCUUUGUCAUUACCUAUUGGUGAAACUGUUAAACUAUUACACAAUAAUGGUGCUCCGUCAUCUUCAUUAACCCGUUACAUAAAAAUGAUAAAAGAUUCAGAUGAACGUUUAGAAUUGGCUAAGAAAUUCAAUUGUCACCAUAUAAUAAUUGAUGACUUUGCGUUAAAAAAAGACCGUAGGGGAUUAUUAGUAUACAAGACGACUUUACAAAAACAAUCUGAAAGCUAUUAUUAUGCUGAUGUAAUUUUAAAGAGUCCAAAUAUGAAGUGGAAAAAUUAAUAACAUUAGUCAAUACCAAAUUUAUCACACCUGAAAACCUUUGAACAAAUAUAAGACUGAGACAGAUUAUUCAUGAUUUAUAAAUUAUUCACUAUUCACUAUUAUAUGUCAUAACAUUUAAUUUAUUAUAUUUUUCAAUUAAUUUUUUUUUUAAAUUGAAACAUUCAUGAUAUUUUUAUUAUGAUUAAUAUUGUAUAUAUUUAGAAAUAAAAAUAAAUUGAAAUGUUACCAAGAUGCAAUGUACUUCAGAGAAUAUACUUACCAAAAAUCA
Messenger RNA from Myzus persicae (green peach aphid), 2225 nucleotides. RefSeq names its product spermatogenesis-defective protein 39 homolog (gene Vps16B). Gene Ontology annotation, cellular component: cytoplasm. The record is from RefSeq and is a predicted model, not a curated record. Gene Ontology annotation, biological process: vacuolar transport; intracellular protein transport. The coding region runs from base 785 to 1954 and encodes 389 amino acids. NCBI's taxonomy places the organism in Eukaryota, Metazoa, Arthropoda, Insecta, Hemiptera, Aphididae. The transcript has 12 exons.